AUGGAAGUGAAGCCGUGUACUCUUUUCCGCUUGAUCAACGGCUAUAGUCUUGGCACGAUACCAUUCUUAAUAACUACAAUGAGCUUUCACGAUAAGGAGCAGCCUAUCGAUAUUCCGGUUGUGUACCGUCACAAUGCCACUUCGUCGAAUGGUUCUUCCGGACAUUACAGAACUAACAUCGGCCGAUCGAAUCCCUUGUUUGGCAAGAGCAAAAGUGAUCUGGACCUAGCCAGUGGCAAGUUUGAGUUCAAUCCGGAUGGUGAAUCUUCAAACAGCUCCUCAACCGAAGAAUCGUCCGCUUUGGCUAUCCGAUCUUCGCGCAGCUCGACUACUGCAACUCCACCUGUUCCACCGCCAUUGCCUCCGAAACCACCGAUCACGGUUACUGGCAUCUACCAGACGGACAGUGGCCGUCGACACUCUUCCAUAGCGCCGUCGUACGAUAUUUCGAAGAGUAUCGCCGAGAGUGCGAUGGACAUUUCCCUGCUAACGGCUAACGCCAAUCAGCUGCGGCUCCUCAUAACCUACAAUCAAGGUUCGAAGACGUACGUCGCUUGCAUCACGUUCGUGAUCAUGUCCUUGGUGCUUCAAAUGAUGGUUGCGAUUACAAUGAUCGUUGUUUCGCUCACAAAACCACAACGGGACGAUCCAAAACGGCAACGGGUGAAGAUCGUUACCUCGGUCGGUGUAGCUAUAAUAACGAUGAUUAACAUCCUUGUAGCAUCGCUGGUUGUUGCCGAACAACCUCCCAAUGCUAUCAUCGCUUCUUCCGAGAAUGUAAUCGGUCUGCUUACCAACGUGAACGUAACGGAUACCGCUCUCGGACCUUAG
Anopheles nili is the source of this 831-nucleotide messenger RNA. RefSeq lists its product as uncharacterized. The record is from RefSeq and is a predicted model, not a curated record. Gene Ontology annotation, cellular component: membrane. Gene Ontology annotation, biological process: tissue regeneration; cell adhesion. Bases 1 to 831 code for a protein of 276 amino acids. Lineage: Eukaryota; Metazoa; Arthropoda; Insecta; Diptera; Culicidae. The transcript is spliced from 3 exons.